AUGAAGAAGGCGAGAAGGGCAAGCUAUGGCCAAGACCAGAGCAACAUUGUAAAUAUCAACAACAUUUCACCUGUCAAGAAGAGAACAAAGAAUGAGACAACAACACAACAAACCGACUGUACAAACACAUCAUGGCUAUCAUACUACUCAUCAUCAUCAUCAUUAUCAACGGAUGGCCACGACCAUGAAAAUUACCAUGAUCAAUCAAAUUUGGAUGACACUAGAGAUACCGCCAGCGACUUUUUGAACACAUCAGCCAACUCUUACAAUGAUGGAGACAUUAGCAAUCGAUCAUUUCUGAUUGAUUCCGAUGAGAACCUUACUGAGGACGAGUAUCAAAGUUCAUUGGCACCAUCUGAAUCACUCAUUUUCGACAGUCCAUUCGCAGGACAACUUCCAAGCUCGCUGUCCACACUUCGAUCACCACCCAAGUCAAAGACUACGCCAACCAAGUCCAAUGUGUCAUCAUUGGUCUCCCCGACAAAGUACCUCAAAGCUUCAAACUUUGUUUGUCAGAACAAUGGCGGGCGAGUCAAUCACAAUGAACAUCUGACCUCGGUAAUGGAGAAGCUACAGAGCUUGUCAGAAGCGGAAGGCGAUCAUUGGCGUCAAUACGCCUACAAGAAGGCCGUGAGCAUCUUGCGCGCUCUACCAUUCAGAGUGAAUGAUGCCAAGCAGAUCAGUCACAUCAGAGGCAUUGGUGCCAAGAUCUUGGACAAGAUACGUGAAAUACUGCACACGGGCACACUGCUCAAGGUUGAGCGAGCACUGGCCGACACUACCAAUAUCUCUCGUGAGACGCUGUCCAAGAUACAUGGGGCGGGUCCCGAGACGGUGAGAAAGUGGAUCGCCAAAGGUAUCGACAGUUUGGACAAACUACAACAGGCUGCAAGCAAGGAUCAAUCAUUUCUCACAUGGCAACAACGUAUUGGACUCAAAUACUAUGAUGACUUCCAAUUGAGAAUACCACGUGAUGAAGUACAAGCUAUUGCUGACAAUAUACAAGCUGUUGCCAAGGAGAUUGACAAGGACAUCAUCAUGCAGGUGUGUGGAUCGUUCAGGAGGAGCAAACCAGACUGUGGCGACAUUGACAUACUAUUCACUCAGGUCAAGGGUGAGAUACUAAAGGGCUUCCUUUGGCAACUUGUCAAGCGUCUCGAAUCAAACUCAUUGUUAACCGAUCACCUGACUCAUGUAAAGUCCGACAGUGACAAGUAUAUGGGUGUAUGCAGACAUGGACCCAAUGGAAAGCACAGGAGGAUUGAUUUCCAAACCAUACCAAGAGAGGAAUGGCCAUAUGCUUUACUAUACUUCACAGGAUCUGAUCACUUCAAUAGGUCAAUGCGUCUAUGGGCCAGGAAGAAUGGAUUCUCCUUGAGCUCCUCGCAUCUAGUUCGUCGCUGGGGCACUGGCGACAACGAAGUGAAGGGUGAUCCAAUCGAAGCCGCCACCGAGAGAGACAUAUUCCUGCUUCUUGGACUCGAGUAUAAAGAGCCUCACGAGAGAGAGGUGUAG
Molecule: messenger RNA, 1515 nt
Organism: Acytostelium subglobosum LB1
Lineage: Eukaryota; Evosea; Eumycetozoa; Acytosteliales; Acytosteliaceae
Exons: 4
Coding region: 1-1515 (504 amino acids)
Biological process (GO): double-strand break repair via nonhomologous end joining
Cellular component (GO): nucleus
Molecular function (GO): DNA-directed DNA polymerase activity; DNA binding
Source: RefSeq, a predicted model, not a curated record